Messenger RNA from Pteronotus mesoamericanus, 1695 nucleotides. RefSeq names its product adenosine deaminase 2 (gene ADA2). Gene Ontology annotation, biological process: adenosine catabolic process; inosine biosynthetic process. NCBI's taxonomy places the organism in Eukaryota, Metazoa, Chordata, Mammalia, Chiroptera, Mormoopidae. The transcript has 10 exons. The coding region runs from base 126 to 1667 and encodes 513 amino acids. Gene Ontology annotation, molecular function: adenosine deaminase activity. The record is from RefSeq and is a predicted model, not a curated record.
GAGGAAGCGAAACCCGCCUGGGCGGGAAGUGAAACCCCACACGAGCUUUCCUCUGGCUCCUGGCCGGCCCCUGGGGGCAGCGAGCAAACAGCCUGCAGUUUCUGGUGCUGCUCUGAGGCACCCCGAUGUCGGCGGGGGGCUCGCCCGGGCGGACCGCCCUCCGGCCCCUGCUUCUGGUGGUAGCCACGGCCUUCCUCUGCUCGGCCGUGGCCGUAGACGAGGAACGAGGGCAGCUGCUGCGGAGAGAGAGGGCCAUGCGGCUGGGGGGGCAGCUGGUGCUGACGCGGGAAGAGGAGCUGGCCAACGCAAGGCUCAUGGCCAUCAAAGAGGCCGAGGCGCAGCAGGCCCUGGAGACCCGGCAGUUCCCGCCCAGCAUGCACUUCUUCCGGGCCAAGCGCCUCAUCGAGGAAAGCAAGGUGUUUCACAUCCUGAAGAAGAUGCCAAAAGGCGCAGCCUUGCACGUCCACGAGUUCAGCCUCCUCAGCAUGGACUGGCUGGUGAAAAACGUCACCUACCGGCCUCACUGCCAUUUCUGUGUCACCCACCGCGGGGUCCUGGUGUUCCGAUUUGCUCACCCCACCCCCCCGACGUCAGCAGAGUGUUCAGAGUGGGUUUUGCUUGAGAAAUACCGAAAGGGGCUGCAAAACGUCACCGAGUUCGAUGAGAGCCUCCUGAGGAAUUUCACGCUGGUGACCGAGAACCCCGAGGCGGCGUACCCGAACCGAGACGUCCUCUGGACUAAGUUCAAGAUCAUCUUCUACACCGUCUCCAGCCUGAUCAACUACGCGCCGGUGUUCAGAGACUACAUCUUCCGGGGCCUGGAGGAGUUCUACCGGGACCACGUGCUCCACCUGGAGCUCAGAGCGGUGCUGUUCCCGGUGUACGAGCUGGACGGGUCGACCCACAGCCAAGAGUGGGUGGUGGCGACCUACAGAGACGUGGCUGCCCUCUUUGCAGAAAAGCAUCCCGGGUUUACUGGCAUCAAAAUCAUUUAUUCAGACCACAGAUCUAAAAACGUGUCCCUCAUUGCAAGAUCCGUCGAGAUGGCCAUGAAACUUCGGACCAAGUUCCCGGGGACGGUGGCAGGGUUUGACCUGGUGGGGCGCGAGGACACCGGCAGAUCCUUGAGCUACUACAGCGAGGCCCUGGCGAUCCCCGCCUCGCGAGGCUAUAGGCUGCCCUACUUCUUUCACGCCGGAGAGACAGACUGGCAGGGCACUUCCGUCGAUGAGAACCUCCUGGACGCCCUAAUUCUGAACUCCACCAGGAUCGGCCACGGCUUUGCUCUGACCAAACACCCGGCCGUCUGGACCGGCAUGUGGAAGAAGGACAUCCCUGUGGAAGUCUGUCCCAUCUCCAAUCAGGUUCUGCAGCUGGUGUCGGACCUGAGAAACCACCCCGCAGCUGUUCUCAUGGCGACCGGGUUCCCCGUGGUGAUCAGCUCGGAUGACCCAGCUAUGUUCGGUGCGUCCGGCUUGUCCUACGACUUCUACGAGGCCUUCAUGGGCAUCGGCGGAAUGAAGGCCGACCUGAGGACCCUCAAGCAGCUGGCUCUGAACUCUAUCAAGUACAGCGCCCUGCUGGACUCGGAGAAAAAGGCUGCCAUGGACAUCUGGGCCGAGAGGUGGGACGACUUCGUGGCCGAGCUGGCCGGGCGGCCGAAGUGAGAAGACGGCCCCCUCGGACCCCGCUCCU